UCAUGGCUAUCAUUUGUUUACAGUUACCAUCCCCAUCCAGACCUCAUAGGAGAUACUGCACUUAGUUUGCAUCCUCAGGACCACUUUAUCUGAUUCAGAAGUUUGGGAGAGAAUCCCAUUUUUUCUGCAGGUGGUAUGCUGUGGACCAGUCGGCACUACAAGACAAAGCCCACUCAUGGCAUCGGAAGACACAGACACUUGGUGAAAGUGCAAGAGCCCAAAAAGAAGAAAGCAAAAGUAGAAGUGAGAGCCAUUAAUGUGGGGACAGAUUAUGAAUAUGGGGUUUUAAACAUCCACCUGACAGCUUAUGACAUGAGUCUGGCUGAAAGUUAUGCCCAGUAUGUCCACCGCCUCUGCAACCGGCUGUCCAUCAAAGUCGAGGAAAGCUAUGCGAUGCCUACCAAAACUAUAGAAGUGAUGCGGCUACCAGACCAAGGCAACAAAAUGGUCCUAGACUCUGUCCUUACCACCCAUGAGCGGGUGGUUCAGAUCAGCGGUCUGAGUGCUACGUUUGCAGAGAUUUUCUUGGAAGUACUCCAAAGCAAUCUUCCAGAAGGAGUCAGACUGUCAGUGAGGGAGCACUCUGAAGAAGACUUCAAGGGAAGGUUCAAAGCUCGGCCUGAACUGGAAGAGUUGUUGGCCAAGUUGAACUAAAAAUACUGCAAGCCCUUCAUGUAAUUGUUGGUCUCUGAGAAGCUGCUCCUGCAAGUUAAGGAUUAAGGAGGAGCGUGGACGCUCAUGCUGGGAAUGCCUCCUUGCAUCUGUGCAGUGGGCUUGCCAGUUACCACUUCCCUUAACAAAAUCGAGGGCCUUCUCCACUUAAUAAACGUCUGCUGUUGUCAGUGUGUGUGUGUGUGUGUGUGUGUGUGUGUGUGUGUGAUUGUCUUUGGCUGUGUGUAUCAGUUAUCUUGUGAGGUAUCUUUAAGGAAUUCUGUUUCUCUUUAUCUGA
Molecule: messenger RNA, 949 nt
Organism: Mus pahari (shrew mouse)
Lineage: Eukaryota; Metazoa; Chordata; Mammalia; Rodentia; Muridae
Gene: Mrpl48
Product: mitochondrial ribosomal protein L48
Exons: 7
Coding region: 136-654 (172 amino acids)
Cellular component (GO): mitochondrial ribosome
Source: RefSeq, a predicted model, not a curated record